AUGUCGGGUAAGCGGAUAGCAACAUAUUUCUUCUGUGGAACUACCUUUUGCACAAUCUUGUCUAUAGUGAUCGUUGGCUAUAUUUUUCAUGACAUCAACCAUUUCUACGAAGACGCACUGUUGGAGAUGAGCGAAUUCCAGUACUACGUCAAUGACGCUUGGCAGGAGAUACAGCUUUCGGCAGUGAAAUAUGACAAAGGAGAGCUUCGUGCAUUGUUCCAUCGUCAAAAGAGACAGCCUUAUGAGAGUUCAAUAUGCAACUGCGCAGAGAGAGCCAGUAGCUGCCCUGCAGGACCACAAGGUCCUCCUGGAAUGGUGGGAAAGCCAGGCGAAGAUGGGCCUCGUGGAGUGGAUGGCAGACCAGGCACGCCUGGCAUAUCUGUUUCUCAAGAUUCAGCAGGAGGCUGCGUACAAUGCCCGGCUGGACCUCCAGGGUUGCCAGGUCCCGAUGGACCUAUAGGGCCACCUGGCCCUGAUGGUAUUCCGGGAGCAUCAAGCGGACCAUACAGAAUCGCUGGACUACCUGGUCCACCUGGUCCUGUCGGAGAUCAAGGGAUUCCUGGGAUGCCAGGAGUACCAGGUGCCCCUGGAAUACGCGGACAAGACGGCGUGAAAGGUCGCGGACAUCCAGGUCCACCUGGGCUUCCAGGAUACCCUGGAGCUGAAGGGAAUCCAGGAGUGAACGGUGCGAAUGGAGACGAAGGACCGAUUGGACUACCAGGACCACCGGGACCAGCGGGACGACAAGGACAAGCAGGUCUCAAUGGCGCUCCAGGUGCACCUGGUGAACCCGGCAUUACGGGCAUGGACGGGGAGUACUGCCCUUGUCCAACUCGAUCCUCCCGUGUUGAAGCCCCCAACAGCGUUAAUGAAUACCAAGACCAGCAAGAAAUUUUAGAGGACAACUCUGCAGAUAUUCCGCCGAAAGCCCUGCAUGAAGGAUCAGUUGGAUACUUGCUGAAAGCGAAGACACUGAAAGCGAAAAAAGUGCGACGACAGUCCAGAACUACAUAG
Molecule: messenger RNA, 1014 nt
Organism: Cylicocyclus nassatus
Lineage: Eukaryota; Metazoa; Nematoda; Chromadorea; Rhabditida; Strongylidae
Source: the annotation of a GenBank genome assembly